Messenger RNA from Parastagonospora nodorum SN15, 690 nucleotides. RefSeq lists its product as hypothetical. Bases 1 to 690 code for a protein of 229 amino acids. NCBI's taxonomy places the organism in Eukaryota, Fungi, Ascomycota, Dothideomycetes, Pleosporales, Phaeosphaeriaceae. The transcript has 2 exons. The record is from RefSeq and is a predicted model, not a curated record.
AUGGCCUUGGCCUCGCACCAGAUUAUCAAAACCGACAGGAUCCUUAGAACCCGGGCGCUCGCAGAUCGAUCGUCGCUUCUGGUCGUCCGCAUGGGUCCCCGUGCACAGAAGCAGGCACGAGAGCUGGCAGCGGAUGUAAUUUCAGUCCUUACAAAGAAUGGCCAGCGCGUGCUGUGGAACAUGUCUCUGCCACGGUCUUCGGAGAGGAAUUGGACUAUGGGCGAUGUCUUCAAAAGCCUGCUUCAUCAAGUCCUGCGGGAUUCCGCGGCACUAUUCACACAAUUCACGGAACAACUCAACCUAGAGAAGAUCCAAGCCGCUCACACCGAUAGUGAAUGGGCCGACCUGAUCUGUCUCCUUUUCGCAAAAGUUUCCGAUACAUUUAUCGUCAUCGAGACCCAAGACUUACGCCAGGUGCCCCAGCAUGAUCCCGAAUCGGCCAAACGCUUGCUUCAGCUGCUACAGAGAGUUGCUAACCGAGCCGCUGCUGCAGGCAAUCCAUUGAAGAUUCUUCUCGUAGUAUAUGGAAACGUGCUGCAAGCCCUCACCGCCGCGUCAAAGGACAUUGACCUAGUUAUCACUUCGAUACUACCACCUCCUCCUGUACCCCCGCGCUUGCGGCACAUAGCACGUCGAGCAGGGCUCAACAUGAGGGGUUGGAAGCUUUCAGACGCCGAAAGUCUGAAUUAA